AUGAAGAUGGAGCCUUUUGACGGCUGCUCGGGGGCGCUCCACGUGGCAUACCAGUUCGCAGAGACCAUCUUCAUCUACCCCAUCACUCCCACCACGCCUCUCGGUGAGGGCGCCGACCAGCUCGCGACUGGCGGCAAGACCAACGCCUUCGGAAUCGUGCCCAAGGUGCAGCAGAUGCAGUCUGAGGCAGGGGCCGCCGGCGGCGUCCAUGGCACCCUGAGCAUCGGGGCGAUGUCGACCACCUUCACCGCGUCGCAAGGCCUGCUGCUCAUGAUCCCCGUUCUGUACAAGCUCGCGGGUGAGCUGCACCCGUGCGUGCUCCAUAUUGCCGCGCGCGCCAUCGCGGGGCAGGCCCUGGCCAUCUUUGGGGACCACUCAGACGUCAUGGCAGUGCGCCAGACUGGCAUGGCCCUUUUGUCCUCGCACAGCGUCCAGGAGACCCUGGACAUGUCGCUCGUGGCUCACAUCGCGACGCUGCUGUGCUCCGUGCCCUUCAUCCACUUCUUCGACGGCAUGCGCACCUCGCACGAAAUCCAGAAGUGCGAGGCGAUUACCGAGGAUCACAUCAAGGUCGUGGUGGACCAGCUGAAGGACCAGAUCGACGCGUUCCGCGCCAAGGCCCUUAACCCCAAUCAUCCCACCCUGCGCGGCACCGCACAGUGUGGAGAUAUCUUCUUUCAGAACGUGGAGAGUGCCAACAAGUACCACGACGCCGUGCCCGAGGCGGUUCGCCAGGCCAUGGUGUGGGUAAGGGAGCUGACAGGCCGCUCCUACGACAUCUUCGAGUACGUCGGCCACCCGUACGCUACCGAUGUGGUGGUCAUCAUGGGCUGCGGCGCGCAGGUCAUGGAGGAGUUGAUCGACCACUACGGCCCUGGCAAAAAGGUCGGCAUCGUCAAAGUGCACCUCUACCGCCCCUGGAGCGCGCAGCAUUUCCUCGCUGCAGUGCCGAAGACCACCCGGCGCGUGGCCGUGCUGGACCGGUGCAAGGAGACCGGCCUCGGCGAGCCGCUCUACACCGACGUGUGCGCAACCUUCUUCAGCAUCCCGGCGGCGAAGCACAUCAGGGUCAUCGGUGGCCGUUACGGCCUCGCGAGCAAGGACUUCACCACGGGCAUGUGCCACUCCAUCUUCGAGAACCUGGCGAAGGCGAAGCCCCAGCACCCGUUCACGAUCGGAUUCGAGGACGACGUCACGUUCCUGAGCCUGAAGUAUCCAGCUGUCUCUGGCACGAUGGCGGAUACCGCCAUGAACACAGUGCCAGCGGGGACCGCUCAGAGCGUGCUGUACGGGUUUGGCUCCGACGGAACCGUGGGCGCGAACAAGAACGCCAUCAAGCUCAUCGCCAAGGAGACAGAUUUGUAUGCUCAGGGCUACUUCGCUUACGACGCGCUCAAGGCCGGCGGCAUCACCUGUUCCUUCCUGCGCUUUGGGCCCAAGCCCAUCAAGAGUUGUUACGAGAUCACCGCGGGGGCGAAGUACGUCGGGAUCCACAAGAAGGAGUACGUGAAGUCGUUGUCUGCGGAGUCCAUGCUGAGCUGCCUCGAGCCCGGGGGCAUUCUGGUUCUCAACUCGCCCUGGACGACCCCCGAUCUCUUGAAGCAGAACCUGCCUCUCGCGUUCCGGCAGUACAUCAAAGCCAAAGGCUUCAUCCUGUACAACAUCGAUGCGACCGGUGUAGCACGCAAGGCUGGGAUGGGGCGCAUGAUCAAUAACAUCAUGCAGACGGUCUUCUUCCACUUGGCUCAGGUCAUGGACGCGGACUUGGCAAUUUCGAUGUUCAAGAAGGCAGUCGACAAGACUUACAAGAGCAAGGGCCCCGAGGUGGUCCGGAAGAACAUCAACGCCAUCGACAUGGCGCUCGGCGAGCUGUUCGCGAUGGACCUGCCGGACGACUGGCACGUCCCGCUGCCGGGCGAGGUGGCCGUGCCGGUGUUCUCCAAGGUGCGCGGGCCCGAGGUGCCCGCCGAUGUCUCGGAGGUGCUGGACAAGAUCCACUGCCGCGACGGAGACUCCAUCCCCGUGAGCAAGUUCGAAGCGGGGGGAGUCGUGAAGCUCGGCAUGACGCAGUGGGCGAAGCGCGGGGUCGCGGCCAGCGUGCCGGUGGUGGACCUCGACAAGUGCACGCAGUGCAACAAGUGCGCUGCCAUCUGCCCGCACGCGGUGAUCCGCCCCUUCCUGGCCUCCAACGAGGAGCUCAAAAAGGCGCCCGGGAGCUGGGAGGUCCGCAAGGCCACGGGUGGCCACCAGAUGGCCGGCCUCAGCUUCCGCAUCCAGGCCUCGCCGAUGGACUGCACGGGCUGCGAGGUGUGCGUCACCACGUGCCCAGACAACGCCCUGAAGAUGGCCAGCAUGGAGGAGGUCGUCGCGGGCGGGCACGCGGACAACUGGAACUUUGCCAUGUCGCUGCCGGACAGGGCCGGCAGGUUCGACAAGUUCUCCAUCAAGGGCUCGCAGUUCAACCAGCCGCUCCUAGAGUUCAGCGGCGCCUGCGAGGGCUGCGGCGAGACGCCGUACGCCAAGCUCAUCACGCAGAUGUUCGGCCAGCGCAUGAUCGUGGCGAACACCACCGGCUGCAGCAGCAUCUGGGGCGGAACCGCCGGCUGGGUCCCGUACACCGUGCACAAGGACACGGGCAAGGGUCCCGCCUGGGGCAACAGUCUCUUCGAGGACAACGCGGAGUACGGCUUCGGCAUGGUGCUGGGGAUGAUCCAGCGCCGCAAGCACCUGAGCUCCGCCGUCGAGGGUGCCUUGGCCGAGGGCGAGGCGAAGAGCGACGCAGCGCUCCGCAAUGCCCUGGAGCAGUGGUUGGAGCGCAAGGAGGAUGGCGACAUGAGCCAGAAGUUCGGCGACGAGAUCCAAGCUAUCCUCGGGGCGCAGAUGAAGGGCGGCGCGAAGCUGACCGAGAAUCUCGAGACCAUCUGGCGCCUGCGCGACAUCCUGACGAAGCCAGCCAUGUGGAUGUUCGGCGGAGACGGUUGGGCGAACGAUAUCGGCUUCGGAGGUAUCGACCACGUCGUGGCAGUCGGUGAUAACGUUAACUUCAUGAUCAUGGACACGGAGGUCUACUCGAACACGGGCGGCCAGAGUUCCAAGGCCACUCCGCUCGGCUCGGUGGCGAAGUUCGCGCAGAAGGGCAAGCGCCAGCAGAAGAAGGACCUCGGUGGUUGCUUCAUGUCCUACCAGAACGUGUAUGUGGCCUCGGUGGCCAUCGGGGCGAAUUUCCAGCAAUGCGUGCGGGCUUUCCAAGAGGCAGAGGCGCACCCAGGGCCAUCGAUUGUGCUCUGCUACUCCCCGUGCAUCGAGCACCGCGCCAAGACGGGCAUGUCCCAGAUGGGGAACGACCAGAAAGCGGCGGUAGACUGCGGCUACUGGCCCUUGUACCGCUACGACCCGAAGCUCGAGUCUCUGGGCGAGGCGCCCUUCCAGCUGGACUCCAAGACGAUCUCGGGCAAGGUGGUCGAGUUCCUGCGCACGCAGAACCGCUACGCGCAGCUGGAGCGCUCUCUGCCCGAGGACGCAGAGAUGCUGCAGAAGGACCUCUCCGACCACCUCUCGAAGCGCCACGCGGCGAUGAAGCAGCGCUCCGAGCAGAAGCCAGUGGGCGCCAGCACAGAGGUGGCCGCCGGCCCACCGCUGGUGGUGCUGUACGGCUCGGAGACAGGCACCGCCGAGGGGGUGGCGAGGCGCUUCGUGCGCGCCGCGAAGGAGCGCGGCUGCACGGUCCCGACGUGCACCGAGCUCAACGACUGCUGCGAGCUCGAGACCAUGGACGCCUCCACGCUGGUCAUCUUCAUCGCCACCUGCGGCGACGGCGACAUCCCAGCGAACGCCCACGGUUUCUGGGAGUACCUUGAGAAGCUGAGCCCUGGCCAGUUGAGCGCGCACAGCUUCGUGCUGUUCGCGCUGGGCGACAAGGGCUACCCCAAGUUCUGCGAGGCUGGCAAGAUGAUCGACGGUAGGCUGGUGAAGCUGGGUGCCAAGCAGCUGCUCGCCAUGGGCAUCGGCGACCAGUGCGACGAGGACGGCUGGGAGACUGGCUAUUCCAGCUGGCUGCCCGGCGUCAUGGACGCCGUCAAGGCGCCACCGCCUCGGAAGCGUGACGGGCCGCCUCCAGCGCUCUUCGACAUCGAGGAGCACGCCGGCACCAGCAUGAGGCCCCCCAAGCUGUGCCCGCCAGGGGCGCUGCUCGCUGAGAUCGAGGAGAACCGCCGCAUGCCUCCGCCGGACUACGAGCGCGACAUCCGGCACUUCUCCCUGUCGAACAAGGACGUGGACCUGGUUUGGCACCUCGGCGACGCCAUCGGCAUCUACCCGGAGAACCUGCCUGCCGACGUGGAGGAUGCCCUUGCGUGGUUCGGCUACGACGGGGAUGCCGCGGUGUCCGUGAAGCUGCUGUGCGACGCCUCGGACGUGAACGCACGCUUUGCCGCCCUCAGCAGAGAGAGAACCACAGCCCGGCAGCUGCUGACGGAGGUCGUAGACCUGUUCGGGCGUCCGUCCAAGGGCUUCUACGCGCAGCUCUCCGAGUUCUGCACGGAUCCCAAGCAGAAGGCCGAGGUGCUCCAGAUCGCUGGCGGAGACGGCUACAAGGCCAUGCUGGAAGAGUCCAUCAACUACUUCGAGAUCUUCAAGAAGUUCCCGAGCGCGAAGCCUUCGCUCGCCCACCUGCUGGCUCUCGUGCCCCCUAUCAAGUAUCGCCUCUACUCCAUCGCCAGCAGCCAGGACCUCAUCCCUGGCAAGGUGGAGCUCACCAUAGUGAUCAACAGGUGGCCGACGAAGUCAGGGGUCCUCAAGACUGGCACCUCCACCAAGUACAUCGCAUCGCUGCCAGUGGGCGCCAGGGUGGCGUGCACGAUGACGGUGGGCACCUUCACCUUCCCCGACGACAAGGUGCCGAUGGUGAUGGCCGGCUUGGGCACUGGUAUCGCUCCCAUGCGAUCCUUUGUGCAGGACCGCUACUACAAGAAGACGGUCCUGGGCAAGGAGGUCGGCCCGAUGAUCCUCUUUUACGGAUGCCGCCACGAAAGGGAGGAGUUCUUCUACAAGGACGAGUGGGAGAAGUACCAGAAGAGUGGCGUGCUGACGGAGAUCGUUUGCGCGUUCUCGCACGACAAGCCGCACUACCCUCCCAAGAUGGUCUUCGUCAACCAGAAGAUGGAGGAACACCUCAGCAUGAUCGGCAAGUACAUGGGCGAGCUCGGCGGCUACUUCUACAUGUGCGGUCUGGCAGUGGCAGCUCCUGGUAUCGAGACGGCCCUGAAGAAGGCCAUGAUCGGUGCCGGCAUCGUGAAGGCGGCCGGGGCAGACGCCUGGAUCGAGGACCUGAAGAAGUCGGGCCGCUACAGCAUGGAGUCGUACUGA
Messenger RNA from Prorocentrum cordatum, 5364 nucleotides. The record is from the annotation of a GenBank genome assembly. NCBI's taxonomy places the organism in Eukaryota, Dinophyceae, Prorocentrales, Prorocentraceae.